GUCAUGACAGAGCUGAAGGCAAAGGAUCCCAGGGCUCCCCACGUGGCGGGCGGCGCGCCCUCUCCCACCGAGGUCGGAUCCCCUCUGCUGGGACGUCCGGACGCUGGCCCCUUCCAGGCGAGCCGGUCCUCCGACGCCUCGCCCGUAGUCUCGGCCAUACCCAUCUCCCUGGACGGGCUGCUCUUCCCUCGGCCCUGCCAGGGACAGGAGCCCCCAGACGGGAAGACGCAGGACCAGCAGUCGCUGUCAGACGUGGAGAGGGCGUAUCCCAGAGUGGAAGCCACAGGGGGUGCAGGCGGUGGCAGCUCUAGACCCCCAGAAAAGGACAGCGGACUGCUGGACAGUGUCCUGGACACGUUACUGGCGCCCUCGGGUCCGGGGCAGAGCCACGCCAGCCCUCCCCCCUGCGAGGCCACCAGCCCUUGGUGCCUGUUUGGCCCCGAGCUUCCUGAAGACCCCCGGGUUGCCCCCUCCACCCAGGGCGUGUUGCCCCCGCUCAUGAGCCGGCCAGAGGGCAAGGCUGACGACAGCUCCGGGACGGCAGCUGCCCAUAAAGUGCUGUCCAGGGGCUUGUCACCGUCCCGGCAACUGCUGCCCCGGACCUCUGGGAGCCCUCGUUGGCCUGGGGCCGCAGUAAAGCCGUCUCCGCAGCCCGCUGUGGUGGAGGUGGAGGAGGAGGAUGGCUCCGAGUCCGAAGACUCCGUGGGGCCACUUCUGAAGGGCAAACCCCGGCCUCUGGGAGGCACGGCGGCCGGAGGAGGAGCCGCGGCCACCGCUCCUGGGGCGGCCGCAGGAGGCGUCGCCCUGGUCCCCAAGGAAGAUGCCCGCUUCUCGGCGCCCCGAGUUGCCCUGGCGGAGCAGGACGCGCCAGCGCCGCCCGGACGCUCCCCGCUGGCCACCACGGUGAUGGAUUUUAUCCACGUGCCCAUCCUGCCGCUCAACUCGGCCUUCCUGGCCGCCCGCACCCGGCAGCUGCUAGAAGGGGAGACCUAUGACGGCGGGGCCCCGGCUGUCAGCGCCUUUGCCCCGCAGCGGGGCUCGCCCUCGGCCACCCCAGUUGCCACCAGCGACUUCCCCGACUGCGCGUACCCGCCCGACGCCGAGCCCAAGGACGACGCGUUCCCGUUCUAUGGCGACUUCCAGCCGCCCGCCCUGAAGAUCAAGGAGGAGGAGGAAGGCGCCGAGGCCGCCGCGCGCUCCCCGCGGCCGUACCUGGUGGCGGGUGCCAAUCCCGCUAUCUUCACGGAUUUCCCGCUGGCGCCGCCGCCUCUGCCUCCGCGAGCGCCGUCGUCGAGAUCCGGGGAAUCGGCCGGGGCGGCCGCAUCCGCCAGCGCCUCUGUCUCGUCUGCGUCCUCGUCGGGGUCGACCCUGGAGUGCAUGCUGUACAAAGCGGAGGGCGCGCCGCCCCAGCAAGGCCCGUUUGCGCCGCCGCCCUGCAAGGCGCCGGGCGCGGGCGCCUGCCUGCUGCCGCGGGACGCCCUGCCCUCCACCUCGGCCUCCGCCGCCGCCGCCGGGGCGGGCCCUGCGCUCUACCCGCCGCUCGGCCUCAACGGGCUCCCGCAGCUCGGCUACCAGGCCGCCGUGCUCAAGGAGGGCCUGCCGCAGGUCUACCCGCCCUAUCUCAACUACCUGAGGCCGGAUUCAGAAGCCAGCCAGAGCCCACAGUACAGCUUCGAGUCAUUACCUCAGAAGAUUUGUUUAAUCUGUGGGGAUGAAGCAUCAGGCUGUCAUUAUGGUGUCCUUACCUGUGGGAGCUGUAAGGUCUUCUUUAAAAGAGCAAUGGAAGGACAGCAUAACUAUUUAUGUGCCGGAAGAAAUGACUGCAUUGUUGAUAAAAUCCGCAGAAAAAACUGCCCAGCAUGUCGCCUUAGAAAGUGCUGUCAGGCUGGCAUGGUCCUUGGAGGUCGAAAGUUUAAAAAGUUCAAUAAAGUCCGAGUUAUGAGAGCACUAGAUGCUGUCACUCUCCCACAGCCAGUGGGCAUUCCAAGUGAAAGCCAGAGAAUCACUUUUUCACCAAGUCAAGAUAUACAGUUGAUCCCCCCACUGAUCAACCUGCUAAUGAGCAUUGAACCAGACAUGAUCUAUGCAGGACAUGACAACACCAAACCUGAUACCUCCAGUUCUUUGCUGACGAGUCUUAAUCAACUAGGCGAGAGACAACUUCUUUCAGUAGUCAAGUGGUCUAAAUCACUGCCAGGUUUUCGAAACUUACAUAUUGAUGACCAGAUAACUCUCAUCCAGUAUUCUUGGAUGAGCUUAAUGGUAUUUGGACUAGGAUGGAGAUCCUAUAAACAUGUCAGUGGACAGAUGCUAUAUUUUGCGCCUGAUCUUAUACUAAAUGAACAGCGGAUGAAGGAAUCAUCGUUCUAUUCAUUAUGCCUUACCAUGUGGCAGAUCCCACAGGAGUUUGUGAAGCUUCAAGUUAGCCAAGAAGAGUUCCUCUGUAUGAAAGUAUUGCUACUUCUUAAUACAAUUCCUUUAGAAGGACUAAGAAGUCAAAACCAGUUUGAAGAGAUGAGAUCAAGCUACAUUAGAGAGCUCAUCAAGGCGAUUGGUUUGAGACAAAAAGGAGUUGUCUCUAGUUCACAGCGUUUCUACCAACUUACAAAACUUCUGGAUAACUUGCAUGAUCUCGUCAAACAACUUCAUCUGUACUGCUUAAAUACGUUUAUCCAGUCCCGGGCACUGAGUGUUGAAUUUCCAGAAAUGAUGUCUGAAGUUAUUGCUGCACAAUUACCAAAAAUCUUGGCAGGGAUGGUGAAACCUCUUCUCUUUCAUAAAAAGUGAAUGUCAUUUUUAUCUUUAAACAAUUAAAUUUUGUGCUAUGUCUGUUUUUGUUUUGGUCAGGAUUAUGAGGUCUCGAGUUUUUACAAUGUUCUUCUCAAAGCCUUACAUUUAUAAC
Messenger RNA from Diceros bicornis minor, 2902 nucleotides. It is a transcript of the gene PGR, whose product is annotated as progesterone receptor. Gene Ontology annotation, molecular function: sequence-specific DNA binding; zinc ion binding; steroid binding. The record is from RefSeq and is a predicted model, not a curated record. The transcript has 8 exons. NCBI's taxonomy places the organism in Eukaryota, Metazoa, Chordata, Mammalia, Perissodactyla, Rhinocerotidae. The coding region runs from base 4 to 2787 and encodes 927 amino acids. Gene Ontology annotation, biological process: regulation of DNA-templated transcription; steroid hormone receptor signaling pathway. Gene Ontology annotation, cellular component: nucleus.